Molecule: messenger RNA, 681 nt
Organism: Colletotrichum fioriniae
Lineage: Eukaryota; Fungi; Ascomycota; Sordariomycetes; Glomerellales; Glomerellaceae
Source: RefSeq, a predicted model, not a curated record
AUGAAGGCGAGCACCGCGGCCCUCACGGCCAUCACGGCAUCCUCCCGCCACAGCGAAUCCCGCGCAGAGCGCCGCGAGCGCAAGAACUCCCGCCGCGCCCUCCGCCGCGACUACCGCGAAGCCCGCAAGGAAGCCUUCAAGGCCACCCUCACAGACUUCUGGUCCCGCAUGUUCACCACCGCCGGCGGCAGCACGGCAGAAGACGAGGAGAAGCAGGCGUUCAUGAGCUCCUCCCACGGCCGCCCUUCCCUCUCGGAGAGCGAGAGGGACUUUGAGACGAUGGAGAGCAUGACGGAUGAGAUUACCGAGUUCCGCAACGCUGCUACUCUCGUAUCGGAGAUGGUCGCCGCUGAGGAGCGUAGGCAGAGGAUGAGGGAGCAGGAGCAGCAGCAGCAGCAGCAGAUGGCACAACAACAGCAACAGCAGAUGCCGUGCCAGCACCACCUCAUGCCCUCCCACUUCCAGCGCCCCGCCAUCAUCACCCCGCCCAGCCCGACCACAGCGUUCGCAGAGUACAUGGGCGACGACGUCCUGCCCGCCUACGACGAGCACGCCGCCCCCUCCGUGAUCGUCUCGGACGGGUUCAGCAGCUACACGCCCGGUUCGAGCGACUACACCCCCAGCGCGGGCUCGGAUACGGCGUCCAACAUUGAUGAUGUCCUGGGAGAGACCAAGAACUAG